This is a messenger RNA of Frankliniella occidentalis (western flower thrips), 1052 nucleotides long. Its product is annotated as organic cation transporter protein-like. Gene Ontology annotation, biological process: transmembrane transport. NCBI's taxonomy places the organism in Eukaryota, Metazoa, Arthropoda, Insecta, Thysanoptera, Thripidae. The coding region runs from base 46 to 1026 and encodes 326 amino acids. The transcript has 6 exons. The record is from RefSeq and is a predicted model, not a curated record. Gene Ontology annotation, cellular component: membrane. Gene Ontology annotation, molecular function: transmembrane transporter activity.
UUUGUCGGGCCCGAGCAGCGGGUGCUGAUCACCACCCUGGUCGGCAUGUUCUACUCGGGCGGCAACGCCGUCAUGGGCGCGCUGGCCUGGGCGUUGCGGGACUGGCGGUGGCUGCUGCGGGCCGUGUACGGCGGCGGCCUCGUCUUCGCCAUCCCGCUGUGGUUCACCCCCGAGUCCGUGCGCUGGCUGGCGGCCGUCGGCCGCUUGGAGGAGGCGGACGCCGUCGUGGCCAGGGUGGCCGCCAUCAACAGGGUGACCGUCAACGAGACACUGAGUGGCGUGGACGUCGAAGCGGAGUCGGCAGUGAGUGAAGACAGUAAGUCGACGGAGAGCGCCGGAACCUUGAAAACGCUCAUCAGCGUCUUCAAAUCCAGGACCCUUCUCCUGCGGUUCAUCACUUGUGCCCUCUGCUGGCUGGCUAGCUGUUUCGUGUAUUACGGCCUGUUGUUAAACACAGUGACGCUCUCCGGCGACCAGUACGUCAACUUUGCGCUGUCGGGCCUGGUGGAGAUCCCGUCCAACCUGCUCUCCCUGUGGCUGCAGUACAACGCCGGCCGUCGCUGGUCCGUGGCCGGCACGCUGGUCGUGGCCGGGGUCUUCUGUCUCGCCAUCCUGGGCGUCCCAGCGGACAUCCAGUGGUUGGUGGUGGUGCUGUACAUACUCGGCAGGUUCACCGUCAUCAAUUCGAUCAACCUGCUGUACGUCGUAACCGCCGAAAUCUUCCCCACCAACGUCCGCCAGUCCAUGUUGAACUCCUGCAUGACGUUCGGCAGGAUCGGCGUCGUCCUGGCUCCGCAGACGCCCCUGCUGGCGACCGUGAGCGAGUCGUUGCCGCUGACGCUGUUCGGCGUCGUGUCGCUGUCCAGCGGGCUGCUCGCGCUGCUGUUCCCCGAGACCAAGGGCCGGCCGCUGCCGGAGACGCUGGAGGAGGCGGAGAGCCUCGGCGCGGACCAGGGCUGCUUCAGGGCGUGCUGUCCGUCGUGGUGCAAGAGGCGGCAGAGCUCGGAGGAACACAAGGACGUAUAGGCGCCCUCCGCACCCCCGACGCCGAC